Papilio machaon (common yellow swallowtail) is the source of this 430-nucleotide messenger RNA. RefSeq names its product ejaculatory bulb-specific protein 3-like (gene CSP1). The coding region runs from base 27 to 401 and encodes 124 amino acids. NCBI's taxonomy places the organism in Eukaryota, Metazoa, Arthropoda, Insecta, Lepidoptera, Papilionidae. The transcript is spliced from 2 exons. The record is from RefSeq and is a predicted model, not a curated record.
ACAUAAGAAAACAGUUUCUAGUUAUAAUGAACUCGUUAUUACUAUUUUCCUUGCUUGCUCUAUUUGUGGUCGCUUUUGCCAACGACCAGUACACAGACAGAUAUGAUAACAUUAAUAUAGAUGAAAUUCUAGCAAACAAGAGACUACUAACAUCAUACAUAAAGUGUAUUUUGGAUAAAGGUCGGUGCACACCAGAGGGGAAAGAACUAAAACUUCACAUCAAGGAUGGAAUGCAAAACAGCUGUUCAAAAUGCACUGACUUUCAGAAAAAAGGCGCUAGGAAAGUCGUCAAAUACAUUCGCGCUAAUGAAAAGGAUUCUUGGGAAGAGAUGAAGAAAAAAUACGACCCAAAGGACGAGUAUAAAGAAAAAUAUGAAGCUUUUCUUGCGGCUGAAAACUAAAUGCAAAGAGAAUCACCUCUAAAGCUAAU